This is a messenger RNA of Salvia splendens (bonfire salvia), 1186 nucleotides long. Its product is annotated as E3 ubiquitin-protein ligase arkadia-A. The transcript has 5 exons. The record is from RefSeq and is a predicted model, not a curated record. Bases 162 to 974 code for a protein of 270 amino acids. NCBI's taxonomy places the organism in Eukaryota, Viridiplantae, Streptophyta, Magnoliopsida, Lamiales, Lamiaceae. Gene Ontology annotation, molecular function: ubiquitin protein ligase activity.
AACACCACUUUUCUCUGAUUCUCCCUACCACCUCCAAAAAUCAAGAUUGUCUGUUUCCUUUCAAAGACCUCCUUUAGUUCAAAUUUUCCCAUAAAACAUUUACUCUCUCCUCAUUUCACUCUCUAGUAUCAAAACACUACAGAGGCUAGUUAAUGUGAAUUAUGCCUCAAGUGAAAAAAGAGCACAAGAGAUGCAGAAAACAAGAAAAGGAAAAACAACAACAGAACUCGUUUGCAGCAACCAAUGGAGCUGAAUCAAGAAUCCCAUCAAAGAAGAAGAUGUUCAUGUUUGUCAAGCUUAAAGGACUGGGGUGUAAAGCGGCGGAGACGACGCCGGCGAUCAUAAGAUCAGCGGCUGAGUGGGAGGCUAAGGGUGCAAGAAAUCAGAAGAGAAAACCUUUGCAUAAUCGAAGGAAUCUGGAUAAUGUUGUUGUUGAUCUUCCUCAUGUCAACAUGUGUUGCACGUCGCCAGGAAUCGGUAUUGCUUCGGAUGUUGCACCUCGAGCUGCACCACACAGAAAGCAUUCUCGAGAAGCAAGAAGAAAUGAUGUUGAUGCAGCUGAAUUUCAGAUUGGGAUUGGGCCACGAACUACUCAUCGUUCUUCUGAAGAAUUCAUAGAGAUGCUGAUGAACCGGCAAGCGCUGCUUCCGGGGAGAACACUCCGGCAACACGACCGAUAUCAACACUGGAGGCUCGACGUGGAUGAUAUGUCGUACGAGGAGCUACUUAAUUUGGGAGACAGAAUUGGGUACGUAGGCACCGGGUUGCAGGAAGCAGAGAUAUCCAAUUGUCUAAAGAAAUUCAAACAUAUCAACAAAGAUUGGGAGUGCAGCAUUUGCCAGGAGAGAUGCAAGGUAGAUGAUGAAAUAGGAAUACUCAAAUGUGGCCAUCAUCAUCACGUGGAAUGCAUAAAGCAGUGGCUUCUACAGAAGAAUGCAUGCCCUGUCUGCAAAUCUGCUGCCCUGUCCAAGUAAAAUAAGCCAUUUUUUUGCCUUUUUUCGAAAUUGUGGGGCUAAAAAUCUCACCUUUUUCCACGACUUUUUACUUGUGUGGUUCUGGCACUCUAGAUAGGAGCAUGAGAUCGUGGUCCAAGCUCUGGGGUUGCCUCUUGUAAUGCUUUAUUAAGCAGAGCUCUGUUCCCUACAUCAUGAAAAUUCAAUACUACUCCAUUUUUCAGCCACAUAAA